Rhipicephalus sanguineus (brown dog tick) is the source of this 2798-nucleotide messenger RNA. RefSeq names its product intraflagellar transport protein 88 homolog. The coding region runs from base 1 to 2337 and encodes 778 amino acids. Gene Ontology annotation, molecular function: kinesin binding. The record is from RefSeq and is a predicted model, not a curated record. Lineage: Eukaryota; Metazoa; Arthropoda; Arachnida; Ixodida; Ixodidae. Gene Ontology annotation, biological process: intraciliary transport; non-motile cilium assembly. Gene Ontology annotation, cellular component: ciliary basal body; ciliary base; centriole. The transcript has 23 exons.
AUGCUGCGGUUCCGUGGCCAGACGUCGGUGGUGCCCCCUUCUCGGCUGAACACCGCCGCCACCAGCUACGCCUCGCGGCCAAUGACUGCAGUGCGUGGGGCAGGAUACAUUUCGGCCACAAUGCAAGGUCCGGUGGGUAGCGUGUUCGAUCCUCUGGCCCAGGCCAAGUCAUCGGCGCCAUCUUUCAGCAGCUCAAAAGAAAGCGCUAGCCCCGAGGAGAGGCAGAAGCAGCUGGAAAGCGCUGUCAUGGAGCUGGUGGAGCAGAGCUCCAUCUCCGCUUCGAAGCAGCAAUGGAAACUGGCCCUGGACCAGGCUAAGGAAGCUGUGGCCAAGGAGAGGAACCUGUCACGACAGCGAGAGCAGGCAGCCUCCGAGGUGCCGCCGAACCUGGACCUUAUGUACUGCGCGCUGUUCAAUCUUGCUGUGCAAUACACGAACAACCAAAUGUACACCGAGGCUCUCAGCACGUACCAGCUCAUUGUCAAAAACAAGGCAUUCUCGAACGCAGGUCGCUUAAAAGUGAACAUGGGCGACAUCUACUUCUACCAAGGAAACUACUCCAAGGCCAUCAAGUUCUUUCGUAUGGCACUGGAUCAGGUGCCGAACACUCACAAGGACAUGAGGUUAAAAAUCAUGAAGAACAUCGCAUUAGCCUUCGUGCGUAUGGGACACCUGGUGGAUGCUGUCACCUCGCUCGAGUACAUUAUGGCCGAACGGGCAGACUUCCGCACGGCGCUGCACCUGGUGGUGUGUCAGUAUCACCUCGCCGCCGGCUCGGCAGCCGGAGGCGGCCACGACAAGGUUCGCCGCAGCUUUCUCAAACUACUUGACGUGGCCCCGGAGCAGAUCGACGACAAGUACGAGCCGUCCCAGGGUGACCCAGCCGAAAUGCUUUACUAUGAGGAGAUCAAGAAUGACUCACUGCAACAGAUCGAGCGAGAGAGAAGACACGAGGCCGAAUGGUGCAUAUCUACAGCCGCCAAGCUCAUCGCUCCUGUUAUCAGCAGUUCGUUUUCAGAAGGUUACGAGUGGUGCCUGGAACAGAUAAAAUCAUCGGCCUAUGCGUACAUCGCCAAUGAUCUGGAAAUUAGCAAAGCUGUCGCUUACCUGAGGAAACGGGAAUUCAAUCAGGCAAUCGAAACCCUCAAGGCCUUCGAGAAAAAGGACACCAAGGUUGCCAGCACUGCGGCCACAAACCUUUCGUUCCUGUACUACCUGCAAAAUGAGCUGUCUCAAGCGGACAAGUACGCAGACCACGCCGUCCAAGCGGACAGAUACAACGCAGCAGCUCUAGUGAACAAAGGCAACUGCUGCUUCGCCAACAAUGACUUGGACCGCGCGGUCCAGUACUAUCGUGAGGCCCUGACCACAGAGGCCAGCUGCGUCGAGGCCCUGUACAAUCAAGGACUUGCCUAUCAAAAGCUUGGGUCACUGGAGGAGGCUUUGGACUGUUUCUUCAAGCUCAGGGCCAUUGUGAAAACUAUCCCACAAGCCCUGUACCAGAUCGGCCGGACCUAUGAACUGCAGGGAAAUAUGGAUGAAGCGCUUGAAUGGUACCAGCAGUUGGCGACGUUAGUGCCUACAGACCCAAAUCUGCUGUCGAAGAUUGGAGACAUUUACGACUCGCAAGGGGAGAAGCAGUUAGCUUUCCAAUACCAGUCGGACUCUUACAGAUACUUCCCAUCGAACAUCGACAUCAUCGACUGGCUGGGGGCAUACUACAUCGAAUCUCAGCUUUACGAGAAGGCCAUCAAGUACUUCGAAAAGGCGGCAAUUAUUCAGCCCAGCCAGGUUAAGUGGCCUCUUCUGGUGGCCAGUUGCCAUAACAAGAGUGGGAACUACCAGAAAGCACUCGCCACCUACAGGAGCUUGCAUCGGAGGUUUCCAGAGAACGUCGAAUGCCUGCGCUUUCUGGUGAGACUGACUAACGAUCUCGGCCUGAGCGAAUCUGCAGACUAUGCGGCAAAGCUGAAGAAGGCUGAGAAGGCGAAGGAGAUGAAGGAGCAGCGCACAAGCAGCAGUGGAAGCAGGAGCGGCAGUCAUCGAAGCAGCGGCCGCCUAUCCAGGGAUGGUUCUGCCAGCAGCAGUACUAGCGUCCAGUCGGAGCCUGCGGUGACAAAAGCUCGAGCAUCCACUACCAGCGGCAGAGCUCGUGCCAAGAUACCACUGGUGGAAGCGGAAGAAACGUACCAGGCUUCACGUAGGGAUAUAGACGCCUCGUAUGAAGACCCCCUCGGCCCCUUGGAGGAGAGACCCCGCACAGCAGCGAGGACAAGGAACCAAGUAGAGGACGACUUUGACAAUGAGGAACUCGGCGAUGACAUGCUGCCCGAAUGAACUGAUGUAGAAUUGCUUACAAAGGGUGAAUGAAAAAUGGGAAUUUUGAGGACUCGUUUCUCUGUUUGAUGCACCCUAAUAAAAACUAACAUAUAAUUAAGCCAAGGAAGGUAAAGGGGACGUUAAUUGUACUGUCUGUUUGAGUGUAUUGUAGUAACUUUUAUAUAGAUGUGAAGAAUGUAAAGUGGACGAAAAGGAAACUUGUUGUCGGCAGAGACCGAACCUGCAACCUUCCGAUAACGAGCCCGACGCUCUACCAAUUGUGCUACGGGGGCGGUCGUUUUCUCGUCCACUUCAUCGGGUAUUUAUUAGCAUGGAAACGUCCGAGUUUUAGUCAGGGCCGCUCGUAGCCAUGACGACGAGUGUGGAACACUCUUUGUUUGCCAGCGGGCAUCAAGUAGCACGUAAUCUUUUAACGUGACAUCAUUUGUGAGAACAUCAAGAGCAUGACGUUAUGAAGA